CGUUUUCCAACACCGUUUUUUUUUACGAGCUUGCAGUAAAAUUUUAAGUUGCACCGCGUAUUUUCAUAAUUUGCGAAAAUGCAUCCCACUAUAGCCAGAAUGAAGCUUGAUAUGAAGAGCAUGGCCAACGAUGUGUGGAUCCUAGUUGAGGAAUGGCAGCAUCAUGUCCAUCGCGGCAAGGUGAUGCUACAGCAUAUUGAGAGCGUAUACUCCCGGAUCUUUUCCGGCGAAAAUCAGUUGGAUGACAUUCAGCGUCCAAGGGAGCUGCGCACCAUGGAGAGGCGCAUCCGUCUGUUGUACCAACGCUUGGAUGUUCCACUUAAAAUGAUGCAAAACACCUUGAAAUUGUUGACCGAUAUCAGGGACAAGGCAACCGAGAUCCAAAGACGCAUGACCCUCUGGAUGCUUGAUGACCAUUUCGAGGACUACACUAUCAGAAGGAGUCUAACGACCCAGAAGUUGCUAGAAAUGCUGAAUUUUCUCCGCAAGCGUUAUGACGCCGAAUGGGAGGUGAAGGAAAUGGUUGUCCUCAAUUUGCCUCAGAUUACCACUUCCUACGAUCUCGAAAUAUUGAGAGAGGCCUGGGGCCAAAGUGUCCAUAUUGGCGGUGAGCUUUUUGAAAGAAAAAUACUAGAGUACUACCAUGCGAUUGGACGUCGUACGAUGUCAACGAUGUUUACAAAUCCGCCAAUGCCAUUUGCGUAUGGAAGUCGCCGUAUUAAUUAGAAUUUAAAGGGAAAGCUUUCAAAAAAGAAAAGAAAUAUGGAAAACAUACAUACUCCACACUCCACAGAAGCCAAGGAAGGGCUGAUUAUUAUUUAGAAACCUAGAACCUAUUUAAAGAGCCUAGAACGAAUGGGCCUUUUUGUUUUGUUAUUCCACCCAUAUCCCUAAAUAUUGCAAGAGAACCUUACAUAUGUAUUUCCAUAUUUCAUAUAUCAUAUUCCAUAUA
Molecule: messenger RNA, 952 nt
Organism: Drosophila bipectinata
Lineage: Eukaryota; Metazoa; Arthropoda; Insecta; Diptera; Drosophilidae
Source: RefSeq, a predicted model, not a curated record